Staurois parvus is the source of this 504-nucleotide messenger RNA. The record is from the annotation of a GenBank genome assembly. Lineage: Eukaryota; Metazoa; Chordata; Amphibia; Anura; Ranidae.
CAUACACUAUAUUGCCAAAGGUAUUGGGACACCCCUCCAAAUCAUUUGAUUCAGGUGUUCCAAUCACCUCCAUGGCCACAUACAUGCAGACUCCUUCUACAAACAUUUUUGAAAGAAUGGGUCGCUCUCAGGAGCUCAGUGAAUUCAAACAUGGUACCGUGAUAGGUUGCCACCUGUGCAAUAAGUCCAUCUGUGAAAUUUCCUUGCUACUAAAUAUUCCACGGUUAACUGUUAGUGGUAUUAUAACAAAGUGGAAGCAACUGGAAACAACAGCAACUCAGCCACGAAGUGGUAGGCCACGUAAAAUGACAGCACACAGUGCGCAGAAGUCGCCAGAAGUCGCCAAUUGUCUAAAGAGUCAAUAGCUAAAGAACUCCAAACUUUGUGUGGCCUUCAGAUUAGCACAACAGUUCAUAGAGAGCUUCAUGGCACGGUUUUCAUGGCCGAGCAGCUGCAUCCAAGCCUUAUAUCACCAAGUGCAAUGCAAAACGUUGGAUGCAGUGG